This is a messenger RNA of Chelmon rostratus (copperband butterflyfish), 4791 nucleotides long. RefSeq names its product lysine-specific demethylase 2B (gene kdm2bb). The record is from RefSeq and is a predicted model, not a curated record. The transcript is spliced from 21 exons. Gene Ontology annotation, biological process: protein demethylation; regulation of transcription by RNA polymerase II. Bases 66 to 4268 code for a protein of 1400 amino acids. Gene Ontology annotation, molecular function: DNA binding; protein binding; histone demethylase activity. Lineage: Eukaryota; Metazoa; Chordata; Actinopteri; Chaetodontiformes; Chaetodontidae.
ACCUGAAAAGCGUGCUAAGUGUUUCUUUAACUUCGCCACGCAUGAAGAUGCAUCUCCGAAACUGAAUGACCGGAGAACAUUCAGAAGAGACGAUGGCUCAGGCCGUGGAAACGUGUGCUGAAUCCGGACGCAGGCUGCGCUCCAUCUGCCGGAGGAUGUACGACGAAAACGAGGAUUUGUCUGAUGUGGAGGAAAUUGCAAACAUCAGGGGCUUCAGUGUGGAGGAAAAGCUUGUCAGUGACAGUUACAGCGCAAAAUUUGUCCACUUGCUGGAGGGAAAAGACUUCUCUUAUGAAUAUGUGCAAAGGGAGGCUCUCAAGGUCCCACUCAUUUUUAAAGAGAAGGAUGGACUAGGGAUCAGAAUGCCUGAUCCAGAAUUUACAAUUAGUGAAAUUAAAGGCUUAGUUGGCAGCCGUCGGCCUGUGGAUGUCAUGGACGUGAGCACUCAGAAAGGCACUGAAAUGAGCAUGGCUCAGUUUGUCCGUUAUUAUGAGACACCAGAGGCGGAGCGGGACAAACUCUUCAAUGUCAUCAGCUUAGAGUUCAGCCACACAAAGCUGGAGAACCUCAUCAAGCGGCCCACAGUGGUGGAUCAAGUGGACUGGGUGGACAACAUGUGGCCUCCUGAUCUGAAGCACAGCCAAACAGAAGCUACCAAUGUAAUCUCAGAGAUGAAGUACCCUAAAGUGCAAAGGUAUUGUCUCAUGAGUGUGAAAGGCUGCUACACAGAUUUCCACAUCGACUUUGGGGGAACUUCUGUUUGGUAUCACGUAUUUAAGGGACGGAAAGUGUUUUGGCUGGUGCCUCCAACCCCUCAUAACCUUGCCCUUUAUGAGGACUGGGUCCUGUCAGGCAAGCAGAGUGAUAUCUUUCUGGGAGACCGAGCUGAUGGAUGCCAGAGAGUGGAGCUUAAGCAAGGAUACACCUUCUUCAUCCCAUCUGGGUGGAUCCAUGCUGUCUACACUCCUGAGGACACACUGGUGUUUGGAGGCAACAUUCUGCACAGCUUCAACAUUCCUAUGCAGCUGACCAUCCAUGAAAUAGAGAACAGGACGAAGGUUCAUUCCAAGUUCCGUUUCCCGUUCUACUAUGAGAUCUGCUGGUAUGUCCUGGAGAGGUACCUGCACUGCCUGACCAAACGCUCCUACCUGUCAAUCCGCAAAGAGCCCGUUGUAACGGAUAAUGAGACGAAGGCAAACACAGAGAGCCCCUCCUCUGACUCGAGGAGCCAGGACAUGAACGAGGACUCGUGUGAGAUUCAGGUCAGGGAUGACCAGGGUGAAAAAUCUGAGCGAGUCGCGCAGGAUGGCCCCUGCUCUCCAGACAACCGGAGGGGCCAGCACCUCAAAGCCGUCUUGUCUGUUGACUCGGAGGACAGCUGUAAUCCUGGCUCCACCUCUCUAGAUUUCCCCCAAACCCCCUCUGACUCUCCAGCCUCGGAGUUGCAGAGUAAAUGGACGCAUUUGACCGAGUUUGAACUGAGCGGGCUCAGGACUCUGGUCGAGAAGCUGGAGUCGCUCCCUGAAAACAAGAAAUGUGUUCCAGAGGGAAUAGAAAACCCGCAGGCGCUGCUGGAAGACAUGAAGGUUGUCUUGAAAGAACAUGUCGAUGACGACCCCAAAUUAGCUAUCAGUGGAGUUCCUGUGGUGUACUGGCCUAAGAAAACUAUAAAGCCCCGGCCUCCCAACCGGCCGAAACCUAAGAUGGCAGCUUCUCCUGCAUCAGCAGUCAAGCUGUCAGCCAGCCGAGGAACAUCUGGUGCCAGGAGGAGAAGGACGCGCUGUCGGAAGUGUGAGGCAUGCCUGCGGACAGAGUGUGGAGAGUGCCACUUCUGUAAAGACAUGAAGAAGUUCGGUGGGCCGGGCCGUAUGAAGCAGUCCUGCAUCAUGAGGCAGUGCAUCGCACCCGUCCUGCCGCACACAGCUGUGUGUCUCAUCUGUGGUGAGGCAGGGAAAGAGGACACGGUGGAGGAUGAGGAAGAAAAGUUUAACCUUAUGCUCAUGGAGUGCUCCAUCUGCAAUGAGAUUGUCCAUCCAAACUGUCUUAAGGUAAAAGAUUCAAACGGAGUAGUCAACGAUGAGUUGCCAAACUGCUGGGAGUGUCCAAAGUGCAACCAUGCAGGAAAAACAGGGAAACAAAAAAGGGGGCCAGGAUUUAAGUACGCGUCAAACCUCCCUGGCUCGCUGCUGAAAGAACCACGCUUAAACCGGGACUCAAAAGAGGAGCCUGACCCGCCGAUGAUAACUGCCGCAACUGUUACUGCUCUGACUGCAACGUCCGCUGUGAAGAGAAAGGCAGAGCGGGAAGAGUGCCCAAAGAGGAAAGAGGAAGAACCUCCAAAGAAACGUCCUCCCCUGUUGUCUCUAGAUGGUACACCCCGACCGAGGCUUGAGGACAACCCACUGAGGAAAAAGAGGAAACUCUUUGACACCAGUGAUGAACCUGUCUUUGUGAAAAAGAAGAAGAAGCUUUCAAAACCGGAGGAUCCCUUGACUCCAAAGCUGUUCGGUCAAAUCAAGACAGAGAACGAUCACGGCGAUGAAGACGACGACCAGGACGAUCACGACGAAGAUGGAUUGUCCUUGGACAGGAUUCACGUGAAGGAGAAGAAUGAGUAUGAUGACGAGGACCAAGACGAAGACGAGGAGGGAGAGGAAGAGGAGACGGUGAAAAGAGAGAGAGACAGUAGUGCAGAGGACAAAGCCAAGGUUCUGUUAAGUCCACUGCUAAGAACAUCCGCAGCCAGAGAAAGCGACCAGUCGUCCUCCAACUCUCCCAGAGCCGGACCAAGCAGCGAAUCAGGAGAUGCUCAAGAGAGGAGCUCUGCUCUGCUGAAGGCUCGCCAUCAACGCCGACGCCUGCCCAACAAAGAGCUGAGCAAAGAGUUCAACCAGGAGAUUCCCAAGACAGAAGACUGCCUGUCCAACCAGAACCACGGUUCAGUGAAGACGGAGGACGGCCCAGCCAAUCACAACAGACGACCGCUGAAGAGUGAGGACUCUGUGACCAAUCAGAACCGUAAAGCACUAAAAACGGAGGACUCCGCAACUAAUCAGAGCCGCAGGGCGCUUAAGAUGGAGGAAGGUCUGGCCAAUCAAAACAGACGGCCACUGAAAACAGAGGACGGCCUGGCCAAUCAAAACCACAGGCCUGUAAAGUCCGAACCAGAUAACGAAAUGGACGACCAAAAGCCGAGGUGGCCUCUUAAUAACGGCAGCAGCGACCUGGGUGACUGGCUGCGACACAGGGGGCGGGAGGUGAGCGAGACGCCGCGCGGUUACUCGCCCCUCAGCUGGAACCGAAGCACGCCGAUCACAUCGAUAUGCCCCCGCCCGCUCCCCUGUCGGUCGCCGCCAAAAUGUAUCCAAAUGGAGCGCCACGUGAUCCGGCCCCCUCCCAUCAGCCCGCCGCCCGACAGGCUGCCACUGAACGACGACGAAGCGCACGUGAUGCGAAGAGAGAUGUGGAUGACAGUAUUCAGUCACCUGACCCACAGAGACCUUUGUGUCUGCAUGCGCGUGUGCAGGACCUGGAACAGAUGGUGCUGCGACAAGAGGCUUUGGAAGCACAUCAAUCUGAACCGCUGCAAGUCCAUCACGCCUCUCAUGCUGAGCGGUAUCAUCCGGAGGCAGCCAGCAGCCCUGGACCUCAGCUGGACCAACAUCUCCAAGAAACAGCUCAGCUGGCUCAUCAACAGACUGCCAGGUCUGCGUGUGCUGCUGUUGUCAGGGUGCUCCUGGGUGGCGGUCUCUGCUCUGUGCACCUCCAGCUGUCCUCUGCUGCGAACUCUGGAUGUUCAGUGGGUCGAGGGGCUGAAAGACGCCCAGAUGCGGGACCUUCUGUCGCCUCCCACAGAUAACAGGCCAGGUCAGCUGGACAACAGGAGCAAGCUGCGUAAUGUGGAGGACCUGCGUCUGGCGGGCUUGGACAUCACUGACACGUCUCUGCGCCUCAUCAUACGUUACAUGCCCUCGUUGUCCAAGCUGGACCUCAGCUACUGCAACCACGUCACCGACCAGUCCGUCAACAUCCUGACUGCUGCGGGGACGACCACCAGAGACUCGCUCACUGACAUCAACCUGUCAGUCUGUAACAGGGUCACGGACCAGUCGCUGACCUAUUUCAAGCGCUGUGGAAGCAUAUGUCACAUCGACCUGCGAUACUGCAAGCAGGUGACCAAGGAGGGAUGCGACCAGUUCAUCGCAGAGAUGUCCGUCAGCGUGCAGUUUGAACUGAUAGAAGAGAAACUGCUGCAAAAGAUCAGUUAGGCCGAGGAAUGUGGAGAAGACUGUGUGACAUUGACAAGUGGUAGAACUACUGUCCACAUGGAGGCAGCAGACGACUGUGCGCUCGCCGGGAAUGGUGCUGCGUUCCAUGAACGUCUGCAGACGCUGUCUGUUCCUGUAAAGCAGAUGUAAAGGGAAGCUGUGCUGCUAAGCCAGAAUGUAAAAAUGGAAAUCUGAUCCCCUGAAGGCAAUAUUGCAAAAAUGUUUUUGUUGUUGUUUGCACCUGUUUAUAAGUUAUUUAUUUCUUUAUAUUGAUUGUUUGUGUACUGUAUCAUGAUUAUCUUUUGGUGUUUAGAGACUAUUUUUUGUUCCAAUGCAAAGUUUAUUGCAUUAUAGAGUAAUAUUUUUGUAUCAGAAAGUGUUUCAUACAUUUAUGUGCAGUAUUGAUUGCACCACUGUACGGUAUCAUACCAUUGAAACUGAUAAUCAAUUACUGUUAAGCUCUUUAUUGUUGAGAGGCAAAGGUCUAAAUUUGUUGCCAAACUGUAGGAUGGUAGCUUUUGUU